This is a messenger RNA of Fusarium mangiferae, 684 nucleotides long. RefSeq lists its product as uncharacterized. The transcript is spliced from 2 exons. The record is from RefSeq and is a predicted model, not a curated record. NCBI's taxonomy places the organism in Eukaryota, Fungi, Ascomycota, Sordariomycetes, Hypocreales, Nectriaceae. The coding region runs from base 1 to 684 and encodes 227 amino acids.
AUGCCACCCAAGCUGAGAUAUGUCCGCAUGGACAUAGACGAUCUCGCGUGGGAGAGAAACGAUACUGAACUGGAGCAAUGGGAGCGAUCUUUAAAUAAAGCCAUUAUCUAUCGCGAAAUCGCAAACUUCAUCCUCAAGCAUCGCCCCGGUGAGGCCGUGGAGCUGCACAGACCCAUCAAGGGAGGCUAUCAUGUCUUCUAUCGAUUGGAGUAUGAGGAUGGUACCUCUGCCGUUAUCAGAAUUCCUAGUCCAGCCAACACCACUAUUCCAGUACCCAAGAUAUACCACUGGGGAACGGCAGAAGAAAGCCCAUUGGGACUUGGGCCGUUUAUGAUAAUGGAAUACAUUGAGCAUGACAAAACUUUGUCUCACGCCCUUAAUGCUCGAACACUGGGCCCGACGGACUCCCAUUCACUCGACCCCAACAUGUGGUGGAUUCCGACGGGACCUCUUGUUCGCUUCUCUCUUCACGCAGCACGAUAUCACACAAGCCCUGGCUUCAGGACAGCUCUAGACAGGGUAUUUUCGUCGGACAAUUCACCUAUCAAGACUAUUCUAUAUACCCGUCAACAGCAUUACAAGCCGAUAGCAGCAGAGUCAUGCGCUCUUGCAGGCAGUCACAGACGAGCUCUUAGCCUAGCUUGGGCUAUGGUCCGUGGAGGGAAAAUCAUCAUUCUUGACUAG